UUUUUUUUUUUUCAGAAUUCAUAUAUAUGUAAUAACCAAAGUUAAAAAAAAAAAAUCUGUCUUCAGUUUCGUUUCUUUGUUUCGACUCUGUGCAUUGAAAGCGGGAUCGAUGGCGGCCUUGCAAUACAUAGAGUCUCUUAGAAAUGAGCAUCCAGAGCUGGCCGACUGGUACAAUUCUCUUGCAGAGCUGUACCAGAAGAAGCUCUGGCAUCAGCUUACUCUCAAGCUUGAGCAGUUCGUUGCUCUCACUGUCUUUCAGGCUGGAGAUGCGCUGAUACAGUUGUAUCAUAAUUUUAUCACUGACUUUGAGACCAAGAUCAAUCUUCUCAAGCUUGCGCAUUUCGCUGUUAUAGUUUCUCGGCAGUACUCAGAGAAAGGAGCUGCUAUUAAUUAUCUUGAAGGGGUGAUUGAAAAGCUUCAGGCUGCUCGAGAGCAGCGAAUAGAAGAGCCAAUUCUUUAUAUUAAGAUGCAAAUUGCUAAGUUCAAGCUUGAACAGGGUGACCAAAAGGAGUGCAAGAAACUUCUUGAAGAUGGAAAGAGUACCCUUGACAGUAUGACCAACAUAGAUUCCUCUGUAUAUGCUAGCUAUUAUUGGGUUUCAUCUCAGUACCAUAAAUUUCGCCAAGAAUUUGCCGAAUUCUACAAAAGUUCUCUCCUUUAUCUUGCGUACACAUCAGUGGAGUCCCUCACAGAAUCUUUUAAGUUGGAUUUGGCAUUUGAUCUGUCCCUUUCUGCUCUUUUGGGAGAUAACAUCUACAACUUUGGAGAACUGCUUGCUCAUCCUAUUAUAAAGAGUCUUCUGGGGACCAGGGUUGAGUGGCUUUACUAUAUCCUCCAAGCCUUCAACUCAGGGGAUUUAGUUCUCUAUCAAGAAUUAUGUCGUGUGCACAAUGCUGCAUUGAGGGCUCAACCAGCCUUGGUUGAGAAUGAGAAGAAGCUCUCGGAAAAGAUUAAUAUUUUAUGUUUAAUGGAGAUUAUCUUCAGCCGACCAUCUGAAGAUCGAACUAUUCCAUUAAAAGUUGUUGCUGAGCGAACAAAACUGUCUUUUGAGGAUGUUGAGCAUCUUCUCAUGAAGAGUCUGUCUGUUCAUCUGAUUGAAGGCAUAAUCGAUCAAGUUGAGGGAACAGUUCAUGUCUCCAGGGUGCAGCCAAGAGUUUUGGGAAUUCCACAGAUCAAAUCCUUGCGUGAGCAGUUGGAUAGUUGGGUGGGCAAAGUACACACUGCUUGGUUAUCAAUUGAGGCUGAAACACCCGAUCUUGUUGCAUCAUGAUUUUUUUUCUCUAGUUCCUAUCUGCGCAUUGUAACAAUUUCAUUAUUUGAAAAAAAAAAAAAAAAAAAAAAAAGAGGAAAGGCAAUGGUGAGCAA
Messenger RNA from Durio zibethinus, 1365 nucleotides. RefSeq names its product 26S proteasome non-ATPase regulatory subunit 13 homolog A-like. Gene Ontology annotation, cellular component: nucleus; proteasome regulatory particle, lid subcomplex; cytosol. Gene Ontology annotation, molecular function: structural molecule activity. Lineage: Eukaryota; Viridiplantae; Streptophyta; Magnoliopsida; Malvales; Malvaceae. Gene Ontology annotation, biological process: ubiquitin-dependent protein catabolic process. The record is from RefSeq and is a predicted model, not a curated record.